AUGAACGAUCCGGAGAAAGGGAUGUCAACUGACACCUCGAAGGCCGUGGACCCUCCGCCUGUUGGCCUCGACGACGACCAUGAGCAAGGUCUCGGCAAGGGCGAGCUCCAAGUCAUCCGCAUCCGCGAUGGAAGCUCGCUCUUACGAAAGUUGCGCCAGGCCGAGGUCUGGAUGGAUCGCAAGUUGAGGAUCGAGGGCAUGGGCGCCGAACGAAUCCCCGAGAAUGAGCGAAAGCCCCCACGCAUGAUGCUCUUUUGGUUCUCCAUGUUGAUGUCGCCUGGCCUGUUGACCAUGGGCAUUCUCGGGCCUAUCUUUGGGCUCUCGGUGAACGAGUCCAUCAUCCUCAGUGUGUUUGCCUCGUGCAUUGGCUCCGUCAUUCCUGCCUUCACUGCCACGCUCUGUGCACCGCUUGGUCUCCGGCAGAUCGCGGCGUCACGCUACGCCUUUGGUAUCUGGGGCUCCAAGUUCUGCGGCCUGCUCAACAUCAUCGUCAACAUCGGCUUCGGCACCAUCAACUGUAUUGUGGCCGGGCAAUUGUUGAGUGCGGUCAGCGGCGGCUCGUUGACCAUCGUCGUCGGCAUCGUCGUCGUGUGUGUCGGAUCCUUUGUCAUCUCAUUCUUCGGGUUCCGUUUGAUCCAAAAAUAUGAGUCUGUCGCGUGGUUCCUGAUUUUCAUCUUUCUCUGUGUCGAGUUUGGCCAGUCGGCCAAAUACUUUUCACCCACGCCCGGCUUGUCCUACGUCUCGGGCUCGGAUCGCACAGGAGCGGGCCUGACGUACUUCGCCAUCGUCUUUGGAGAGGCAGCCGCGUGGUGUUCGAUGACCGGGGACUAUUAUGUUCAUUACCCACCGGACGUUAACAAGUGGUUGGUGUUUGGUAUGACGUGGAUGGGCCUGGCGCUACCGACCAUCUUCGUUCUCAUUCUCGGUAACUAUUAUGGCGGCAUUGUGAACACAAAUGAGACGCUGUCGCAAGUUUACGACGACGGUGGCAUUGGCGCCUUGAUUCUCGCGACCAUGGAGCCGUCAGGCUGGGCCAAAUUUGUGUGCGUCAUGUACGCACUCUCGUUUCUGGCCAAUCUAACCGCCAUCAUCUAUUCUUCGUCGCUUUCCAUCCAGCUCUGGGGCAAGCAUUUCCUCGCAGUGCCGCGUUUUGUGUGGAACACGCUGCUCACAGCCAUUGCCCUGGGCCUCGCCUGGGGCGGUCGAGACCAUCUCGAGACAAUCCUGAACAACUUCUUGUCGCUCCUGGGGUACUGGACCAUCUGCUUUGGCGGCGUCCUUGCCAUCGAGGCGUUCUGGUUCCGUCCUCGCCUCGGAGGAUACGACAAGGAGGGGUGGCAGGAUCAGUCACGCAUGCCCUUGGGGUUGGCUGGAUGCAGCAGUCUGGCUCUGGGGAUUGGAGUCAGCUUUUUGGGCAUGGAUCAGACCUGGUAUGUCGGCCCGGUCGCGAAGCUGAUUGGGUCCGGUGGUGACCUUGGGAACGAAUUUACGCUGGUUGCCGUGGCUCUGAGCUAUCCGAUAUUACGACAGCUGGAGAUCAAACAUUUUGGCCGGUAG
This is a messenger RNA of Exophiala spinifera, 1557 nucleotides long. RefSeq lists its product as uncharacterized. The record is from RefSeq and is a predicted model, not a curated record. Gene Ontology annotation, biological process: transmembrane transport. NCBI's taxonomy places the organism in Eukaryota, Fungi, Ascomycota, Eurotiomycetes, Chaetothyriales, Herpotrichiellaceae. Gene Ontology annotation, cellular component: plasma membrane; fungal-type vacuole membrane. The transcript is spliced from 4 exons. Bases 1 to 1557 code for a protein of 518 amino acids. Gene Ontology annotation, molecular function: transmembrane transporter activity.